Messenger RNA from Sinocyclocheilus anshuiensis, 420 nucleotides. Its product is annotated as neuromedin-B-like. Gene Ontology annotation, cellular component: neuron projection. The coding region runs from base 4 to 420 and encodes 138 amino acids. Gene Ontology annotation, molecular function: neuromedin B receptor binding; neuropeptide hormone activity. The transcript has 3 exons. Lineage: Eukaryota; Metazoa; Chordata; Actinopteri; Cypriniformes; Cyprinidae. The record is from RefSeq and is a predicted model, not a curated record. Gene Ontology annotation, biological process: neuropeptide signaling pathway; positive regulation of hormone secretion.
AAGAUGGCAGUGAGUUCUGAAGAUGGACAUUGCAAAUAUAGACUGGUUGCUUUCAUUAUGCUAUUUAACAUAUCGUUAAGCACCGCAGUCAGUCUCGAUUUAACGGAGUUGCGAAAUAAAGUUUCCAAAAUAAAUGUGCAUCCACGUGGGAAUCUCUGGGCAACAGGUCAUUUCAUGGGCAAGAAGAGUAUUCCAAGCAGCCAGUUCCAGGACUCUCCAUUCUCCUCAAAGCUCCCCAGGAAUACUAUGGGCGAAUCAGGGAGUUGGGGGGAUUUGAGGGAGAUGAUUACUCAGGAGGUGCUCAAAGUUGCUCUUCAGGCUCAGCUUGAAGAUCCAAAGAGGACACAGGAUCUUUAUAAUCAGGAUACGGACUUCAUGGUAAAGCUUUUGAAAAACUACAUUGAAAAAAGGAACCUAUAG